AUGGCACCAAGAAGAAAGAAGGUAGAUUCUGCUAAGAAAGAUCCAAGUUCCAGAUCAACAGCAGCUAUUUUUCAAGAUUUAGAUAAAUUAGAUGAAAUUGAACAAGAAUAUUCUAAACCUAAAGUUGAAAAUAAAAAUGAACCAAUUGAACCUGAAGGAAGUGCUGAAGAAGAUAUAGCAAAUGCAGCUUUUCCUUUCAAUUAUAUUUAUAGAGUUCAGGAUUUCUUGAAUGCAAACAUGACUGUUAUUCAUGGUGUUCAAGUAUUAGUUUGUGGUUAUUUCAUUCAAAUGGUAUAUUUGGAAAGAGAAAAAUUACUUGGUAAAGAUAAUAUGUUAAUUUUAUCAAUGGUUUUCUUUAAUUGGGUUGGUAUUGCAAUUUGUGUGAUUUUAGGUAUAAUUAAGGGGAAAGAUGAAAGUAAAAAAAUUCCAGAUUUUAAUUAUAUUCAUAGUUUGCUUUUACCUGCAUUAUUAAACCUUUUACAUUACGAUCCAAAUUGGCUUUUAAUUAACCUUGCAUUUAAUUACUUUACUAUUGAUUCAAUGAAUAUGUUUUUCAAUAUGUUUUCAUGUGUUGGUUUUUAUGAAAUUUAUAAAAAUGAUGAAAUUAUUCUGGUUUCAACAGUUGAAUUUACUCAAUUUGCAUUCAUAUUUUUCGUUUUGAGAUAUGCUUUGAAUUAUAUCAAUACCGAUGAAAAUACUUCAGUAACUAGUUUGAAGCCCCUGGAAGUUCAUUUUAUCACUAUUUUAUUGGUCAAUAUCUUGUUCAAUAGACAACUCGUCAGUGGUGUUCUUCCAUUGACUAUAUUCCAGAAAUUGAUCAUCAGUGUUGUUAUUGCCAGUUUUUUCACUUUCCCUGUUGUCACUGUUAUCCCAGGUAUUCUUAGUAUUUUGAUUUUUGGUGGUAUUUUCUAUGGUUUUACCAUCUAUCAAUUAACUCCAGUAUUAAAGGAUAAUGCCGUCAACUGGUUGAUUAACUAUGUUACUAAAGACGAAGACAGGGUUUAUAUAUUAACUGUAUGGACAGCUAUAACAGCAGUUGUUAUUCCAAUUGCCUUUUGGUUUGCUCAUCAUUUCCCACUCAACACAAGAAGAAAAUUUUGGCAUGCACUUGUUGUUGUGGUUUUAUGUUUCACACCAAAGAUUUUAUUUGAUCAAGUGGAAUUCACAUUGAUUAGUUUAUUAGGAACCAUAAUUGUUUUUGUUAUUAUUGAAGCAUUAAGAUAUAAUAAAAUUUCAUUCUUGGGUGAGUUCUUACAUGAUACAUUACAAAAAUUCCAAGAUGCUAAAGAUAUUGAAGGUCCUUUGAAUUUGUCCUAUAUUUAUUUAUUGGCCGGAGCAACUAUUCCAAUUGUUUAUGAUUAUUUGACCAAUAAAGAAAAAGUAUCUAUUAUUAGAUAUAGUGGAUUGAUUGCUUUAGGAGUAGGUGAUUCCUUAGCUUCAAUAAUUGGAAAGAGAUUUGGUACCAUUAAAUGGAAAGGAGGUGAUAAGACAGUUCAAGGUACUGUUGCAUUUAUUAUCAGUGUUUUUGGAUGUUUCUUUGGUAUUAACUAUUUAUUGAAACAAAAGGAAAACUACAUUCCUGUUGGAAAUUGGGAGAAUCUUUUUGUUACUGUACUCUUAGCUGGAUUAUUGGAAGGUACCAGUGAUAUUAAUGAUAAUUAUCUCAUACCGAUUUUCAUGCCAAUUUCUUAUGAAAUUUUAAACAAAUUCUACAAUUAA
This is a messenger RNA of Candida tropicalis MYA-3404, 1719 nucleotides long. Its product is annotated as dolichol kinase. The record is from RefSeq and is a predicted model, not a curated record. Gene Ontology annotation, molecular function: dolichol kinase activity. The transcript has a single exon. Gene Ontology annotation, cellular component: endoplasmic reticulum membrane. The coding region runs from base 1 to 1719 and encodes 572 amino acids. Gene Ontology annotation, biological process: dolichyl monophosphate biosynthetic process. Lineage: Eukaryota; Fungi; Ascomycota; Pichiomycetes; Serinales; Debaryomycetaceae.